Molecule: messenger RNA, 10694 nt
Organism: Hippocampus comes (tiger tail seahorse)
Lineage: Eukaryota; Metazoa; Chordata; Actinopteri; Syngnathiformes; Syngnathidae
Gene: map1ab
Product: microtubule-associated protein 1Ab
Exons: 5
Coding region: 381-10526 (3381 amino acids)
Biological process (GO): dendrite development; axonogenesis; microtubule cytoskeleton organization
Cellular component (GO): neuronal cell body; synapse; dendrite
Molecular function (GO): actin binding; microtubule binding
Source: RefSeq, a predicted model, not a curated record
GUGCAGGACAAAGGACUCUACACCACAGAAGUGAUGUCCUAGAGACGGUGGUGCUCGUCAACCCUUCAAAAGACACCGUCGUAGCAGAGAUCCAGUCUCUGAUCACAGACUCGGCGGGACACAAGCUUCUGGUUUUGAGUGGUCCCAGCUCCGAUCAGGGUGGACUCCUCCUUCAAACAGGGCUUUUCACCUACGACACCUUUGCGACUAUAUUUUCUGAUCCUGGGGUGGUUGAACUUCUCGGCCCAUCCAUCCCCAAGCAGCAGGCUACACUUACCGUGUCCUGCCGCGGGGAGGUGGGCUGGAACUCUCUGGGACAGCAGCAGACCCUGCGGGAGUUCCUUCACUACAAACUAAACCCUGAGCCCGUGAUCCUCAAGAUGGAAGGGGUCACCGAGUUCACCGAGUACAUCUGCGCGACGGUCGACGUCCCCUCACCCUUUGACCUCCUCGAGCCACCGACAUCCGGAGGUUUCCUGAAGCUGUCCAAGCCGUGCUGCUACAUCUUCCCCGGCGGGCGCGGCGACUCAGCCCUCUUCGCCGUGAACGGCUUCAACAUCUUAGUCGACGGCGGCUCCGAACGCAAAUCCUGCUUCUGGAAGCUCGUCCGCCACCUGGACCGUAUCGACUCCAUUCUGCUCACUCAUAUCGGCGCCGACAAUCUCCCUGGGAUCAAUGGAAUCCUACAGAGGAAGAUCGCCGAGCAGGAGGAGGAGGGCUCUCAAGGCUCCACCAACGGUAGCGAUUGGCUGAAGAACCUGAUCUCUCCAGAACUCGGUGUGGUGUUUUUCAAUGUGCCAGAGAAAUUACGCAUGCCGGAAUCUCAUCUUAAGGUCAAGCGCAGCAUCGAGGAAGCCUCGCUGACUUUGCAGUACCUUAACAAACUGGGAAUUAAGCCAGAGCCUCUCUAUCGAGUGGUCAGCAACACGAUUGAGCCCAUCACCCUGUUCCAUAAGAUGGGAGUGGGACGGCUGGAUAUGUACGUUCUCAACCCGGUCAAGGAAAGCAAAGAGAUGCAGUUCCUCAUGCAAAAGUGGGCGGGCAACAGCAAAGCCAAAACCGGCAUUGUCCUGCCAAAUGGCAAAGAAGGAGAAAUAUCUGUGCCCUACCUGACAUCAGUGACUGCCUUACUUGUCUGGCUUCCCGCAAACCCGACGGAAAAGAUUGUCAGAGUUCUCUUCCCAGGAAACGCGCCUCAAAACAAGAUCCUGGAAGGCCUGGAAAAGUUAAAGCACCUUGACUACCUGCGUUAUCCUGUAGCGACACAAAAAGAUCUUGCAUCUGGAGUGCCUCCUUCUGUGCUCAAGCAGACAAAGUUAAAACAAAGAACGGAAAGCAAAGAGAGCCUUAAAUCGUCCCCGAAGACCACCGCAAAGGUCACCAAGGAAAAAACGGAAGGACAAGAUGAUGGCGGCGGCGCAGAGACAAAGAGCGAGACUGCAAAAGAAAACCUGUCUGUGAAAAAUGAACCAAAAAAGCCAAGUAAAACCAUCAAGUCUAAAUCCGACAUGCCAGAAAAGAAGAAACUUCUCAAGGAAAAGUCCCUGAAAAGGCACCCCAAGGAAAGGGUGUCCAAGAUGGAUGAGAAAAAGGACAAAGAGAAGAAAGAGAUCAAGAAGGUUAAGAAAGAGGAGUCUGCCAGAAAAGAUGAGAAGAGAGACGUUAAGUCCAAAGAGGACAAGAAAAAGGACACAUCCAAACCGGAGCUGAGAAAAAUGGCAAAGCCUGACCUCAAACCUCUCACGCCAGAGGUCCGAAAGACAUUACACAGAGCUAAAGUGUCGAGUAAAACAAAGCCCGGAAAAGCAAAACCGGCAAAGGCUGAAUCCAAGCCAGAGGAACCAAAGACUCCAGAAGACAAAAGUCAAGAAAGCAUUCGAGCUGAGCCAACACAGAAUGGAGUUUCUCCCUCCCAAGACCUCACCAAGGAAAUCGAAGUGAUCCAAGAAGUCGCUGUGGAUGAUUUAACAGCGCCGACGUGCCGUGAUGAGACUGAAUUGCGGGCGACAGCUCAAAGCUUUACCCAUGAGAAGACACAAGAACCAGAAAGUGUCACCCUCCCCGCGACAGAGUCUCCUGGAAAGGAGGAACCACUACCGGCGAAAGCCGCUGUUGAGGCACAAAGCGACAACCGCAAAGAAUUGGAAGAGACUCAGAUGUACGAGGACGAGGGAGCUGCAUCCCAGGAUGAGGAGGAGGAUGAAGAAGACGCUCCAACUGCUGAGGCGAGGACAGAGGACGAGGAUGAGGAGGAGGAGGAGGAUAUGGGAAUUGGUGAAGAGGAAGACGAAUUCCCGUCGCGAGAGCACGACGGGGUGGACGCAAAACACGAAACUAAAGACACAGAGGAAUCGGAAACACUCGGCGUAGCAGAUGUUGACACAAAAGAGGAUGAAGAGAAUGAAGAAGAGCCAGUGGAGAAGGCGGAAUUGGAGGAGGUCGAAGAUUUGGAUGUGAUCGCGGAUGAAGAAAUCACCAGUGAAGGUGUGGCUCGAGAAACCAAAACCGGCACCUUAAGCCGAGCCGAAUUUGAGGCGGAAGAGGAGGAAGAAGAGGAAGACGGCUACGUUUCACAUGUGGGAGGGACGACAGCGGCCAUCAGUGCAGGAACUCCCAGAGGCGCAGUCGUAGAAGCCAUCUCCUAUAUCCAAGACGAGAGCAUUCCGGGCUACUCGGAAACAGAACAAACCAUCUCCGAUGAGGAGAUUCACGAGGAGGCCGAGGAGAGGAUACCACACCUUCAAUAUGACAUCGGUUCCAACGAUGUCUCGGUUCCAGAUCAGACCGGAUCAUUUGUCAACAUUCACGGCAUGAGGGAGAUGCAGGCUUCGGCCACCCCUGGGAAAGGUUUUGUGGCUGGCGCUCAGGAGCAGCUGUCAUUAUUUACCAACAUAUUCACUGCUCCUCUGGCAGAGGAAGAACACGUGUCCUCGGCCACGUCCAUCACAGAGUACGACAAACUGUCCUCGCUCCCCACUUCUCUUGCCGAAGACCAGUCCGUGGCGUCCGCCGUCGCCCCCGAAGAGCCGGUAAAAACCAGGGUGACGACUGAGCAACUUCUCUCGUCUGGAACGCUUUCACCGUCGUCUCUUGAAGAGAAGUCACCUUCGGCUGACUUACAGCUUCCUCUUGAAGAUGCCAAGACGCCCGCGAAGCUUCCCGAUUCCCAUGACGACGACGACGACGAUGAAGAGGAAGAUCAGACUCCCAAUGUUGAUAUCUCACUGGAAAAACUCCAAGAGGGCUAUGCCUUAUCCCCCCAAAUAAAGUGCAAAGACGAGAAGGUUGAAAAGCAGCCUGGCUCCGCAUCUUCUGUUGCCAAGUCCAAACAGGAGGACAAACUGGUCCACUUUCCAGGUGAAAAGGAGAACAUUGAUGCAGUGGCCUCCAAGGGUAUUUCAUCGGUCGUGCCUCCCAGGCCUUUUGGCUCUGAUUCUGUUACCUCUGAGAGCGAGGAGCGUUGUUUCAGUCCAGAUGACAUCACUGUCAAAAUGGCCUCCCCGACACAAUCGGGACCACCGAGCGCAUCUCAUUCGCCCCUUCGACAUGCACCAGUGGAAGCGUUUCCUGACUUGGACCUCCCCGAGCUCGCCGCCUCAACUGAAGACAAAACCGGAAAGAAAAAAGAAGACGAGGAGCCAAAACACAAGAAGACGGAGGACAAAGCAUUUGAAAAGGACUUGACGGAUGUUGUACCUGUCAAGGAGCAGGAGCAAGGCACAGAAGAGCAGACAAUUACUAAAGAUGAGCCAUCAACGGAAGUUCAACCACCUGUGUCGGGACAUAAGUCUCCCAGUGAACAAAGCCAAGGAGAACGUGAUAAAUCCCCAGAAAGAUGCCACCCUUUCCUUGACGAUGAAGAUCACAACAAAGGCGAAGCCUUGGAUGAUGGUAUGGGUGCAGUGAAAACAAUUGUCACAAUCGAACAAGAAACGGUGGAUCAACAGAAAUCCAAAUCUGCUCUUCCGCUCGAUGCUGGUGACAUUUCACCCAUUCAGGAUGAGGAGCUAGCGAAAAAUGCCACUAUUUACAAUGUUAAACCUGUGAAAAAAGAAUCAUUUGAUGCUCUCGUAAAAUAUGAUCCUCAAGAGUUGGAAAAAGAGACCGCUGCUUUAGCAACAGCUCCCAAAGAAGCAAUUGGCGCUUUUCGGUAUGAGGAUGAAGACCGUGACCUCAAAACCAUGCAAAUCAAGACGUCUGACGUCGUCGUGCCUCAGACUGAAGGCAUAAAACCGGAGGAGAGAACGUCUGAAAUUGUUGCCACAAAACCUGAAGAAAAGGAGAUUCAAAUUGUUCAUGGCACAGAGGCCACGGAUGCUGCUCCAAUUAAAAAGCCUCGUGAGGAUGAGAAGCAGGAAAUGACCGGAGAGGAUGAAACAGUGGGUAAGACGAUCAAAGAUGCUAAAGCAGAGACCAGGCUCAUCACAGACGAGCAGAGAGGAAAAGACGAGGCCGACGCUACGUUGACCGAAAGCCCCAAAGGAGACAUUUGUCUGGCUGUUGCGCACGUUACGGCCGUAGAGAAGCAACAGGAGAUGCAAUCUGACAUUCCAGCAAAUUUGGAACCAGCACUUGAAGACCAAUCCGUCAAAGAAGCAGAAAAAGCGCUCGAUGCCACCGCCGCUGGCAUACCCGCUGACGCGGAGAUGACAAGCAAGAGUGAAAAAUCUGAGCAUACCGCUGCGCAAGAUGACAUUUAUGCUGGUAAACAGGACGAAAAGGCUGAUGACAAAGUGGACGCCAUCGAUGGCAAAGCAUCCAAGGAGCAACACGUGGCAAUUGUGGAUCAAAGUGUCGGUAUCAAAUCCAUGGAAGAAGAAAAAAGUAACGACGGGGUGUCGGUCAAACCCACUGAAAAGGAAUGCAAAGAUUUCAUUGAAGUAAAACCAACGGCGGAAGCAGAGAAGAAGGUUGACUUGGAAGAACAAAUACAAAAGGGGGACAUGAAAGAGACACAAAAGGAAGAAGCUUACGAUAAGAAUAAAUACUCUGAUGACGUCGCAAAGAAAGAGGAAACGCAAGAUGUUCGCGUUGCAUUGACCCCAACCACAAAAGACGAAAAGGGCCUUGCGAGUGACAAAGAAGCCGAAGAGUUGAAAGCAAGAGCGGCCUUCGAGGAAGCUAAAGAAAUGACAAAAGAUGGCAAAAAUGCCCUGCUGGAAUACACGGAAGAUCAUAAACAGAAAGAAGCCAAAUCGGAAGCGACCUGUGAGAAAUCUGCCAAAGAUGAAGUGAAGCAGUUGAUUAGUGAAGAUAAAGCCAUUCAAGACAACAACAAAGGAGAGCCCACAAUAGGUCCAAAUAGAGACAAACCAGAGACACAGACGGAAUCCUUUCAGACACAAGAGGUUCAAAGGACUGUUGACGCUAAUGUUGCGACAGGUGCUGUGAAAGAGGCAGACCACUUCCUAGCCCGGGGCAUGGCUAAGGAAAAGACAUCUGGACAAGAAACCUUUGACAAACAAACUGCAGCUGCAAAAGAGGAGGAAAAACAACGUGAUGGGGUUGCAACAGUACUUAUGAGUUCCGAUGAGAAGAUGGAGAAAGAAAAGGACGACGCUCAUGUUGCCGAAUUGAGCAAGGAGCAGAAGAUGGAGAGGGAACAGGAGAAGGAGGCAACCUGUGAGACAAAAGAUCUGCAUGAGCAAAAGACCAAAUCAGAAGAGAUACGAAGCACGUCCGAUGCGAAGGCGGAAGACGGCGGCGGAAAAGAGAGAGCCGAGGAACAACGCACCAGGGAGGAGAAGUGGGAGCGGGAAGAGUUGCAAGAGAAGGACCUCGACAAAACCUUGAAACAAUCUGCACAGGCAACAUUCGGAGAAGCAGUGUUGGCUUCCAAGUUACACCACGAACCCGCCUUGUUGGUUCAGUCUUCUGAUGAAGACCAUGAAGAAGAGGAGGAGGAGGAUGAAGAAUAUAUAUGUAUGGGCUCAAGACCUUUAUCGGUUGAGCUGAGAAAAUCCGAAACUCACUCCAGCUCUGCGGGCCAAACGUCUCCAUUAAGCAAUCAAACUCAAGAGGCCACACCCAGACAGACAGUAAUCGUAAUACCAACUCUUAUAAUGCAGGAACCUUCACUGGAUGAAGAGAGCAAAGAGUUUUUCACAGAAGAAUGCAGUCUUUCCAGCAGUGCUGCAAAACCUGCAAGUACUCCUUCACUGAUCACCCACCAGGAGCCGUCCUCAGCUACUGACUCGGCAAAGGGGGAGACAACUUCGAUUCAAAAACAGGAGCCAUCCCCUGAUCGACCAGAGUCCAGCUCGAGCACUGAGAGCCAGUCCAAAGUCCAGUCUCAAAUUGUUGAUAAGACGGCGCAAGAGGGGAAGCCCGGCAAAGAGGCAGAGCGGGAGAGGGAAGGAGAACGGGAGGCGGCUUCUCCGGGAUUUUCACAGCCUUGUUCAUACUUCCUGUUGGACAAAGACUCCGAUGACACCAGCCCGACGGAUGGUGGGAAAUCAGGCGGUGCAAAGAAGGAGAGCACUGAUCACGGACUCGGAUACGAAAGCAAACCUGUCGCUGCCUCCAAAUACGAUCCAUAUGAGAAGCCCAUCCCAAAAGAUCCGACCGCUCGAGAAGGGACAGAUGUGUUUGAAGGUCAUACUUUUGACAUAAGCAUGGACGAUAACAGGAGAACAAGCCAAACGGGGUCAGCCGCGUUCCUCCAUGAGGACCAAGUCAAACAAGAAGCAACGUCCUUAAGUCGAGCUGACCACAGCCCACAGAGUGGCAGCCACCGAAGUGCCUCGCCCGAUCAAGAAGAGAGAGAGAAAGGGCAGCAAGAAGAGAGAGAAAGAGAAGAAAGAGCAGACACGCCUCCUACCGAAAAGAGCUUUUCAGCUUUGGAUAUGCGAGACAAUAAAAUUUCCCAGGAGUCUUACAGUCCCAAAGAGGACAAACCAGAAAAAUCGGAGAAAGAGAAAGAGGAUAUGGAGGGAGGAACUUCAGGAACAUCUCAGACAGGAGGAAGGGAUCAGGCGUCUACUGAUGCCGUUCUUCAUUCCACAGGGCAUCCAUCAAAGCAAGAAACCAGCAACCAAUUAGAUCUCAGCACUGCACUCACACAAAAGGACACCGCAACGAAGGAGAUGGAAAAAUCACCGAAAGACAGGACCGGGUCCCCCGAUCAUGAAGGCUCUUCAUUUGGUCGUUGCUCGCCAGGAGAAAAAGAGAUUUUACCCCAAGGUGCUUCAUCCUCGGUCAAGGAUGAGCAAGCAAGUAAACCGAGUGCAGGCUUGGGCUCCUCGUGUCUUGAACAUACAAUAGAUGACAACAUUCUCGCCUCAGACAACAGUCAUUCCGUGUUGGACUUCCCCAAAGGCAAAGAACACCUGGUCGAUAUUCGCUUACUUGUAGCAGGUGAAGAUUUCAAUGUUGAUGAUGAUGAUGAGGAGGAGGAGGAGGAGGAGGAGGAAGAGGAGGACUCGAGUGACGUUGACAUGGAGAAAGGUGCCAGGGAGCAGUCUGAGAAAGAAACGUGCGGCCAUAGUCCGCCCUCUGGGGACUCAAACAAAACCUCUCCUGAAUCGAGCCUCCAAAAAGAGGAGAUGGUCUCUCAAGCGACACCUGACGAUGCCCUUGUGACGUCCAAGCAGGACACAAGUCAAAUAUCACAAUCUGGUGACACAAACAUUCUUGGGAAGGAAACUGUCUCUGGAGAAACAGCUGCUGGUACGACCAAACCUCCUGAGAUCAAGAGUGAAGGCAAAAGGAUGACAUCACCAGGCUCGAGUGCUGUCAAACUAGAAAACAUCUGCUCGGACGCUCCAAAUGAACCAAAGCCUCUCGAAACAAAGGGAGACAAAACAUGUUUAUCCCCUGAGCCGGCAACACCAAGCAAGCUAUCGAUUGCUGGGGAUCGCCCUUCCUCUGAGGUCCAGCAGUCAGAAGAAAAGGAUGCCGACAAAGAAUCUCUAUCGCCAAGCUCCGAAAACCAUUUCCAGUCAUCACCCGCGAUCAACCUCAGCAGCUCAAGCCCAGCAGCGCUACCUGACCAACCCACGUCCCCGUCCGUGCCUGCCUCUGAUCCGUUUGCCCUGCAGCCUGGACGCUAUACUGAUCUUGGACUGAGUGGAUCAGAAGGAUACUCUGAGGUCAGUCAAGUAGGUCCAAAAGAUCAACAGCACGAAAGCCAACAAGUAACCUUAAGCGAAGAUCGAUAUUACCAAGGAGACAACCAAGAGGGAAGCGUGACUCAAAGGCAAAGCUCAGAUCUGACCGCUAAAAAGGAGAACCAGCUUCCCUCAUUACCUUGCACCCUCACCUCCGCUUCAGCCGGGUACGCAUCACCCGGCUCAAGUUUUACCCAGCAUUUAGAAGACAGUGCUCAAAAGUUUGAAAGCGUAUCGAGCGAUACGGCCCAGCGAUCGACAUUGUUCAGCUCAGCCCCUGGUGGCCUUCAGAGAGACGAGUACAUGGAAGUGAUGACCAAACCUACAAAAGAAUAUUCCCAGGCCGAGGAGAGCAAAUGGUCAUCGUCUGUUGUACCAAGUAGUGAGCCCUCAAAACCGGCAGACAUUUUCUCCACAUCAGAAGCCAGUUUAGGUGCCUCUCAACAAAGGGCCGAAGCCACUGACAGGAGUUCCCAAGGCACAGCGGCAGAUGUCGUACGUGACUCUGACUGGCAAAAAACGCCCGAAGAUAAAGACACUUUUUCAUUACUAACCGCGGCACGUUUGACGGAGAGUACUUUGAAUACAACAGACGUGAAGACGACACCGACCGUUGAGUCAUUACCGCGAGUGACGACGGAAACAGCUCAUCGCGUUGCCUCAGUCACUUCAGCAAGUGCAAGUGGUGCUAUGAACACCUCAUGUGCCGUCGCCGACCCUUCCGGAGCUGAGGAGGGAAAGCAGCCAAGCAUAAAGACACCAUACGAUGAACAGGAGAGGACUACGGUCCACGCUGAAGUGGGACAGGAAACAAGAAAAGCAGACAUUGCGACAAGAGAAGAGGAAACAAAGUCUCUGGAGGACAGCAUUGAAAGGAUGAGCUCUGCAGUUGAGCAGGAUGAUAAAGUGGACGUCAAGUCGAAAGGAGACUCUGACUUCCCACAGGCAGUGGAAAGCUUUUUGGACAAGCCGCCGGAGAGAUUAGAGGCAAGGCGAAAAAGUAGUAUAUCUGAUUGGGAGCUGCUGCAGAAGCCUGAUGAUUUCCCAAGUGCCCCUCCACCAGGUUACGGUGACCAGGAGGAGGAUGCCUUCGAAUGGAUGGCGAGCAUCCACGGUGCCUCCUCAAACGCAACCUCACUCGUAAGAGCAUCGAGCAAACCAAAAACCGAUCGUCCAUCCGACUUGAACACGGGAGAUUGCUCCUAUGAAUACAAACAGCGUAAAGGAGAACUCUCUCCGUCCUUCAUCAACCCGAGUCCACAUCAGUUCUCUGGCGACGAGGGUGAGGAGGACGACCGAAGUGACCGCUCCCAGGAGGGAGGUGGUGCAGCCCACGAGCAAAAAGCUGCUAAAACAAAGUCACACAAGCAAAGGCGUCACCAUGGCGACGCCGGUCAUCAGUUGUCCGGCGCCGCCUCAUUUGGACUGACGGCGACUUUAGCGGGAGAGGAAACACCUCCCACAUCUCUGAGUGAGUCGUUGCCUUCACAGUCCGAUUCUGAUGUGCCGCCGGGAACUGAAGAGUGUCCAUCCAUUACCGCGGAAGGUAACCUGGACUCGGAUGAAGAUGCGGACCAUUUGCCUGCGGACCGGUUGUCAGCCUCAGGAGCUGCCGGUGGCCUACAGUCCUCGUCACCGAGGGCAGCUCAGCAGACGCACGAUCCCCUCCCCACCUCGGUAAAAGACCCUGCUCCACAACCUCCUCAUCCAGAUGCGUGCAUGGUGGAUCCAGAGGCUUUCCUUCAGGACCUCAGCGGCACAGGAAAACUUCUCAAGAAGGACCAGAAGGCCACCAAGGGCCUCAGGAAAGCCAAACCCAAAUCGGCUUCUCCUGCUCGGAAGGGGGACGUCAAGAAGAGGUCCACCACGCCGGUGAAGCAGGCCCAUAAGGACUCGGCCCCGCCCCGAUCAGCAUCCCUCAAGAGGAAGGACCCCGAGAGGAGCUCCAAGCUGUUGAAGAUGUCAGAGAACCAAGGUUCGCGGAGUGACAUCCUCAAGGGCCUGGUCAACGGAGUGAAAAGCAGUUCAGGAACGAACGCUCAGAAAGCCCCUUCAACUGUCCCACCCGGACCACCGGUCUACGUGGAUCUGGCCUACGUGCCCAACCACUGCAGUGCCAAGAAUGUGGACCAGGAGUUCUUCAAGCGCGUGCGAGCGGCAUACUACGUGGUGAGCGGGAAUGACCCCAGCGGCGGAGAGCCGAGCGGCGGCGUCCUGGACGCCCUGCUGGAGGGCAAAGCUCAGUGGGGCUCCAACGUGCAGGUGACCCUGAUCCCGACCCAUGACACAGAAGUGACCCGGGAGUGGUACCAGCGCACGCACGAGAGGCAGCAGGACCUCAACAUCAUGGUCCUGGCCUCCAGCAGCACCGUCGUCAUGCAGGACGAGUCUUUCCCCGCCUGCAAGAUCGAGUUCUGACUUGCCCACGCUGCCCUGCAAUCGACCCUUUGCCUCGUAGCAAAACGCACUUAGCCAGUCAUCAAGUUCAUGCACACCGAAAAUGUUUUGUUUUUUUUCUUUACUCAAUUUUAUUUUGUCAAUAAUAUUAGAAGAUAUAUUAGAAGACAAAUAUAGAAGAUAAAUAUA